AUGCGGGCGCGUAGCAUCAUCAGAGCCCAGAAGCAGCUGCUCUGUUCUGAAAACUUAUGUAUAUAUAACCACGUCCCUGCAUUCUUGAAAGCGACUCGACACGCCUCCACAUUUUUACAGCCGGUGAUCCACAAGCAAUUCCCUCUUGACCGGCGAUGGCAGCAGCGCCGGACACAAGCAGGAGCCGCUGCAGCAGUUCUAGAGCAAGCUGCGGAGCCCGAGAAGCUUGCUCAAGAGACAAUCAUAGAGAAUCUUGCGCCCAAAGAAGCAGAGAGACUAUCACAAGUUAGAAAUAUAGGCAUCGCUGCCCACAUCGACAGUGGUAAAACCACCGCCACCGAGCGCGUGCUCUACUACACUGGCCGAAUAAAUUCUAUACAUGAAGUAAGAGGCAAAGACUCGGUCGGUGCAAAGAUGGACUCUAUGGACCUAGAGCGAGAAAAGGGCAUUACAAUUCAGUCAGCCGCGACUUAUUGCGACUGGGUCAGAACGCAAAAUGGCAAAGAGGAGAAAUAUCACAUAAAUUUAAUUGAUACCCCUGGGCAUAUUGAUUUCACGAUAGAGGUGGAGCGGGCGCUACGAGUACUAGACGGCGCUGUUAUGAUCCUAUGUGCCGUAUCUGGUGUACAGUCGCAGACGAUCACUGUGGAUCGUCAAAUGAAAAGAUACAACGUACCAAGGAUAUGCUUCGUGAACAAGAUGGACCGAGCCGGUGCCAAUCCAUUUAAAGCAGUGGAGCAGAUCAGUCACAAAUUGAGGUUGCCGGCUGCAGCUGUUCAGGUACCAAUUGGGGUCGAGGAUCAGUUCCUGGGCGUGGUGGACAUCAUAAACAUGAAGGCGAGCUACAGCGAGGGUCUCAAGGGUGAGACCGUCAGGAUCACAGACGAUAUUCCAGCAGAAGUCAAGCCACUUGCCGAAGAGAAGCGGAAGCAGCUUAUCGAGACCCUUGCCGACGUCGACGAUGAGAUUGCGGAGAUCUUCUUAGACGAAAAGACUCCAUCCAUCGAACAGAUCAAGGCGGCCAUUAGACGUGCUACAAUUGCGUUAAAAUUUGCACCGGUGUUCAUGGGCUCUGCACUCGCGGACAAGUCGGUUCAGCCAAUGAUCGACGGCGCCUGUGACUACCUCCCUGCACCUCAAGAAGUAGAGAAUUUGGCCCUGGAUCAGAGACGGAAUGAAGCUCCUGUGAAGCUCAUACCAUAUGGUUCACUACCUUUUGUCGGUCUUGCAUUCAAGCUUGCCGAAAGCAGCUUUGGCCAACUCACCUACAUUCGCGUAUAUCAAGGCUCGCUUCGUAAAGGUCUCAAUGUCUACAAUGCUCGAACGUCAAAGAAGGUCAAGAUCCCUCGCAUAGUUCGUAUGCACUCCAAUGACAUGGAAGAUGUCCUCGAGGUCGGAGCAGGCGAAGUUUGUGCCGUAUUUGGCAUUGAAUGUGCGUCAGGCGACACAUUCACAGAUGGCAAUCUUGGCUACACAAUGACGUCUAUGUUCGUCCCAGAACCGGUCAUCUCCCUCUCAAUAAAGCCGAAAGAAAACAAGGAUCUACCCAAUUUCUCCAAAGCUAUGGCUCGUUUCCAACGCGAGGACCCUACUUUCCGCGUUCAUUAUGACGAGGAAACCGAGCAAACUAUUAUCAGUGGUAUGGGUGAGUUGCAUCUGGACAUCUAUGUCGAGCGUAUGCGACGCGAGUAUCGAGUCGGUUGCGAGGUAGGCCAGCCCCAAGUAGCCUUCCGUGAAACUCUCACCCAAAAAGUACCCUUCGACCACCUCCUCAAGAAACAGUCCGGAGGUCCCGGUGACUAUGCUCGCGUUGUGGGCUGGAUGGAGCCCAUCGGCAAUCUCGAGCAAAAUAAAUUCGAGUCACAAGUCACGGGCGGCCACAUCGACGAAAAAUACAUCUUUGCUUGCGAGAAAGGAUUUCUUGCCUCUUGUAAGAAAGGCCCAUUGAUCGGCCACAAAGUACUUGGUGCUAGCAUGGUCAUUAACGAUGGUGCGACACAUAUGACCGACUCUUCGGAAAUGGCAUUCAAAAAUGCUACGCAGCAGGCCUUCCGCAUGGCAUUCAAGCAAGGGAAAGCUCAGGUUCUCGAGCCGCUGAUGAAGACAACUAUUACGGCACCCAAUGAGUUCCAAGGUAACAUUGUCGGCUUACUCAACAAGCGAAAUGCUACAAUCAAUGAAAGCGACAUUGGCCCGGAGGACUUCACGCUCUACGCUGAUUGCUCGCUCGUCGCCAUGUUCGGGUUUAGCACCCACUUAAGAGCGGCGACUCAGGGCAAGGGCGAGUUCUCAAUGGAAUUCAGUCAUUAUGAUCCUGCGCCAAUGCAAUUGCAGAAGGAAUUGAUCGCCAAGUAUGAGAAGGCUCAGGCUGACAGGAACAAGAAAUGA
Molecule: messenger RNA, 2388 nt
Organism: Bacidia gigantensis
Lineage: Eukaryota; Fungi; Ascomycota; Lecanoromycetes; Lecanorales; Ramalinaceae
Gene: MEF1
Product: Elongation factor G, mitochondrial
Exons: 4
Coding region: 1-2388 (795 amino acids)
Biological process (GO): mitochondrial translational elongation
Cellular component (GO): mitochondrion
Molecular function (GO): GTP binding; translation elongation factor activity; GTPase activity
Source: RefSeq, a predicted model, not a curated record